AUUAUUGUUUACUACCCCACACACGUGCAAGGAGGUCGGGAAAGACAGGCAAGAGCUCACCACAGCAAGUGACAGGAGCCAGGCGGGCAGUGACGGGAGGAGGCAGGAUGGCGUUCUCCGUGGUGCUGGAGGACGAGGCCCGCACGGUGUGCCGCCUGGUGCUGUUCACGAAGGUGGAGAAUGCCGGCCAGGUGCGCAAGCUGAUCCUCGCGGGAGAGGUGGAGGCCAGCCUGAUCAAGCCCCAGAUGGUGGUGGCGCCGUUCCAGGUGGUGGUGGCGGCCAACAGGGCGGUGAGGGCACAGGCGCUCGGCAAGAUGGCAACGCGCUCUCUCUACACGGAGGUCAUCUUCAAUCUCUCCACCAAGAAGAACAUAACGAACGCCCUUAAAACCUUCGGGCUGGGGGACGAGGACAAGGAGGUGCUGGCGGUGGUGCUGGGGACAGAGGAGGAGGUAGAGGCCAGGGUUACCAAGAUCACCCAGCAAAUCAGUGGCAAGGUGGUGGCCACAUCGGAGCUGGCCAGUCUGACACAAGAGGCGCAGGUGCGGGAGCUAUACAAGGUGACACCUGAGGAGCUCACCGCUGGGAGUCUAUUGGAUGCCGUGGUGUCCCGCAUGGCCUGUCGGGAUUUCCUGGUCUUGUGAGUGUGUGUGUGUGUGUGUGUGUGUAAGCUAGUAAUGUCUUUGAUAUUGAUUUGUAUUUCUGUUUUUAUGUAUGACGUUUGUACUUAUUGCUUUCUUUGUUACGUGUGUGUGUGUGUGUGUGUGUGUCUGCAGUUCUACAUGUUCCAUACAAUUAUAAUGCCUUGCCUAACAUAACUUCAUGGGCAUACAGCAUGAUGUCCAUGAAGUUGUGUUUUAUUAUCAUAUCCUGGUGGAAAGGGACAGUCUUAUGGACCACCAUGGUAAACCCCAGGCACUCAGGCACAUCAUAGCUGGCCUCACCUCACACAUCCACAGCAAGGUCCCGCAACACUCACUGUUUCCUACCUCUCACCUACUCCAAUCCUGACACCACAGUAGAUGCAGGGUACUUCCACAGCAAGGCCCCGCAGCACACACUGUUUACCCCUCCCUCCUCAUGAUUGGACUGUUCCUUACUCUGCACCUCCUCCAAUCCUCACACCUCAGCAGAUGCAGGAUACUUUCUAGAAUAUACUUAGCAAAAAAAAUAUACAUAAAAAUACCUUAACUUUCCCCACCAAAAUCUAGCAGUAAUAAAUUAAUGAAUGAAAGGAAGAAAAGAGAGAGAGUAUAUACUGAUAAUGUAUUAUAUCAAAUCUCAUUAAAUUAUUCUUACACCAAACAUUUCAUCUCUUAUUCUAAAGUGUCAUUUGUUUUCUUUUUAUUUGAUGGGAUUUCUGUGUUCUUAUGUAUUCAUUUAUGUUUUUAUGUUAAAGAUGCCACACCCACAUUUUGGCAAGCUGUACAACAAUGAAGUAAAGUAAUACAGUAAUAAAA
Scylla paramamosain (green mud crab) is the source of this 1460-nucleotide messenger RNA. RefSeq names its product EKC/KEOPS complex subunit TPRKB-like. Gene Ontology annotation, biological process: tRNA threonylcarbamoyladenosine modification. Lineage: Eukaryota; Metazoa; Arthropoda; Malacostraca; Decapoda; Portunidae. Gene Ontology annotation, cellular component: EKC/KEOPS complex; nucleus; cytosol. The record is from RefSeq and is a predicted model, not a curated record. Bases 108 to 644 code for a protein of 178 amino acids. The transcript is spliced from 4 exons.